AUGGGUCCUCUUCUCAGCAUGUGCUGCAAGAAGUUCGGCAGCGUUCUAGCCGCUAUUGCUCACGCAAUCGCAGUCAUCAUGCUUCUGGUUUUCUUCGAAGUCUUGUUCGUGCUGGAGAGCUUCAACUUUGCUAGAACUCUGUGCGGAAUGAUCGCCGUUGUAGCUAUCCAGCGGUUCAUCUUCAAGCUCAUUGUCUCGUUGACAUUGACGCGCGAGAUCAAGACUGACCAGUCUAACAUCGCAUUCUGGACAGGAAAAUGGUAUUCCAUGGGUUGGCACUCGGUUUCCCAACCGGCCCGCGAAUUCCUCUGCAAAAUCACUGAGCUGAGCAUGUUUGCGGCCGAUUUCGUGCUCGGCCACACACUGCUAUUCUUCAUGUUGCCCUUGAUCCUGAUUCCGAAAAUCGAUAUGCUUCAUUCUAUUAUGCUGUUUUGGCUGCGGCCCAGCCGCCAAAUCCGUCCGCCCAUCUACUCGAUGAAGCAAUCAAAGCUUAGGCGCAAGCGUGUUUUCCGCUAUGCUGUGCUCUACUUUGUCAUGUUUGUCGUCUUUGUGGCUUUGAUCGCUGGACCCGUUGUUGUCGGCAAUCUGGAUGUCCUGGACCCUGAAAAGCAGUUUGGAAACCUGGUCAGUGGCAUGAAACUGGUCCAGCCGAACGGGCUUGACCAUGAUGACACACGAAAUGAGACCGAGACGGGCCCCAAGGGCGACGACUACACCGGAGUCGCCCUGACAAUUUCCACGUUCUCGCUCGGCGGCAACGCUCGGGCGACAAGGGGCGCCAACGACAGGAUGGUCCGUCUUCUAUAAGUCAACCAGCAAGGCUUGUGUAGUGUGUCCCCUAAGAUUCAUUUCACUCAUGGCGACAGAUUGGAGCACUUGACAUGUCGACGUACGGGGAACAGGGUAGGCGGAUGCGAGCCCCCUGUUGGGCAUUUUGUUUCUUUAUGCAGCAAUAGUCUUGUCUCACGCGGUAAUGGGAAGUUGGGCCUUAGAAUUGUGUAUAGUAUGAACUUGCCAGGUCAGAUCGUCUGAAAACUCUUAUGUCCUCGGUG
Molecule: messenger RNA, 1052 nt
Organism: Verticillium alfalfae VaMs.102
Lineage: Eukaryota; Fungi; Ascomycota; Sordariomycetes; Glomerellales; Plectosphaerellaceae
Product: 1,3-beta-glucan synthase component GLS2
Exons: 2
Coding region: 1-807 (268 amino acids)
Source: RefSeq, a predicted model, not a curated record